Messenger RNA from Aplosporella prunicola CBS 121167, 267 nucleotides. RefSeq lists its product as uncharacterized. The record is from RefSeq and is a predicted model, not a curated record. The transcript has 2 exons. Lineage: Eukaryota; Fungi; Ascomycota; Dothideomycetes; Botryosphaeriales; Aplosporellaceae. The coding region runs from base 1 to 267 and encodes 88 amino acids.
AUGACUACCCCCACCCGCGCCCUCUUCCGCGCCGUCAAGCGCACCGUCGCGCCCCUCUACAAGAACGAGAACCCCAUCAAGCGCUAUCCCGUCACGGAGCGCAUGCGCCCCUUCAACUACGGCACCAUGGGCAAGCGCCUCUUCAGCACAGGCACCGGCUUCGUCGUGUACACGUCUGCGGCGCUGGCGUGGCCGCUGCCAGUCAUGUGGGCGGGCCGCAAGGAGUCGGGUUGUGCUGCUGAGAAUUUGGAAUCGGGGCUCCAGUAG